Messenger RNA from Vigna radiata var. radiata (mung bean), 3267 nucleotides. RefSeq names its product polyadenylate-binding protein RBP47C-like. Gene Ontology annotation, cellular component: cytosol. NCBI's taxonomy places the organism in Eukaryota, Viridiplantae, Streptophyta, Magnoliopsida, Fabales, Fabaceae. The transcript has 7 exons. Bases 475 to 1728 code for a protein of 417 amino acids. Gene Ontology annotation, molecular function: mRNA binding. The record is from RefSeq and is a predicted model, not a curated record.
GAAGGAAAGGUGGCGGCGGCACGGAAUGAGAUAGAAGAGAAAGCAUAACAGUGUUACAUUCCAAAUCCCUCGUAAUUAGAUCCAACGGCUGGAAUCAAAGAAAGUGGAGUAAUCGAACGGCGAAAAGGAGAGCCGCGUUUACGAAGCCAACACAGGAAUAAGAAUUCUUCAUCCUCUUAUAUACCCCUUCCGUGCCGCGCCCACUUCUCUCUUCUUCUUCUUCUUCUUCUCUCUCUCUCUCUCAUCGCAAUUCCAGAUUCGUUGUUUCUCUCUCUAGAAACCUCCUUCGCUCGCUUCUUCUCCUUUUUCCGUUUUUAGCUUAUUCCAUAUUUGGCCUUCGGCACUUCACUCACAUCCAUUUAUAGAAAAAAAAAAUAGACAGAGAGAGUGAGAGCGAGAGAGAGAAAGAGGAGGUGUUCGGUCACCGUUUAUUGAUUUUAUCGAUUGAUUGGUUUUUUGAUUCGUUGAUUUACGAUGCAACAAUCGAACGGUUCCGAUUCCUCGUUGCAGUCGCAGUCCACGGAGCAGAAUGUUCCGCGGCAGCCGGCAGGGUCUCCGGCGGUGGCGCGGCCGCAGCAGUGGCUCCCGAUGCAGUAUCCAGCGGCCAUGGUAAUGCCGCACCACAUGCUGCCUCCGCAGCACUACGCGCCGCCGCCGUACAUGCCUUUCCAUCACCACCAGUACGCGCCGCCGCACGUCCCGCACCAACAGCAUCAGAACGGAUCCAGCGGCGAGAACAAAACCGUCUGGAUCGGCGAUUUGCAUCACUGGAUGGACGAGAACUAUCUCCAUCGCUGUUUCGCCUCCACCGGCGAGAUUUCCUCUAUCAAGGUUAUUCGCAAUAAGCAAACUGGCCUAUCAGAGGGUUACGGAUUCGUGGAAUUCUAUUCACAUGCUACUGCUGAGAAAGUUUUGCAAAACUAUGCUGGAAUUUUGAUGCCCAAUACAGAGCAAGCAUUCCGUCUAAACUGGGCAUCAUUUAGCACAGGAGACAAGGGUUCAGAUAAUGUUCCUGACCUUUCUAUUUUUGUAGGAGAUUUAGCUGCAGAUGUUACAGAUAGUUUGUUGCAUGAAACUUUUGCUAGUGUGUUUCCUUCUGUUAAAGCUGCAAAAGUUGUUUUUGAUGCCAAUACUGGCCGUUCAAAGGGCUAUGGUUUCGUCAGGUUUGGCGAUGACAGUGAAAGAUCCCAGGCCAUGACUCAGAUGAAUGGUGUUUACUGUUCCAGCAGGCCUAUGCGCAUUGGUGCUGCAACUCCAAGGAAAUCAUCUGGCCAUCCACAGGGAGGUCAGUCGAAUGGCACAUCCAGCCAAUCUGAAGCAGAUUCUACCAACACAACAAUAUUUGUUGGAGGACUCGACCCUAAUGUUUCAGAUGAGGACCUCAGGCAGCCAUUCUCCCAGUACGGUGAGAUAGUCUCUGUUAAGAUACCUGUUGGAAAGGGAUGUGGUUUUGUCCAGUUUGCAAACAGAAAUAAUGCUGAAGAGGCGUUGCAGAAGCUAAACGGGACAACAAUUGGAAAGCAGACAGUCCGACUUUCUUGGGGCCGUAAUCCAGCAAAUAAGCAGUUUAGAAUGGAUUUCGGCAAUCCCUGGACAGGGGCAUAUUAUGGGGCCCCUAUUUAUGAUGGUUAUGGAUACGCAUUGCCUCCUCGUCAUGAUCCCAGCAUAUAUGCUGCUGCGUAUGGGGCUUACCCUCUUUAUGGUGCCCACCAGCAACAAGUAAGCUGAAUGCAGUGUGGUGCAGUGCAAUAGAGAAGUAGCUUUCACAACAAGUUAUGCAGAAUCACCCUUCGAUGUGCAAAUUAACUUCUCUCGCUUUGUAACUUGCCUGAUCUGUUGAAUUUUUAAGAAUCCCUCCUAAUUGUGGAGUGGAAAUGAAUUUUGAUAGCCUGAGGUAGCGCUGUAGGGAUUCAAUUAGUCAUUUGUUUAGGCCUUGUAGGAGUAAUGACUAAAGAGGAGCUUAAACUUAUUAUAGGAAUAAUUGUCUUAUGUAUGACAGCUUGUGUGCUUGCGUGCAUUUUAUUUGUUUUUGACAUUGAAGCUUUGCUUUGUUUGCUUUCAAGGGUCAUUUCGUUUCUUCUUUGCCAAAUUUUACUUGCAUGUCUGCUUUUCAGAAGCGAUUAUAGAAUUCGAGAUCAUAGCAUGUGUAAUAGAUCUCGUCCACUUUGUUGUGCUCAAUGGAUUGGAAUUUGAGCUUAUUUUGCUUGAGUUUCUGAAUGUGUUUAUGCAUUCUUUGGUUUAGUUUGAAAUCUAUUUCAAACUAAUGUGGUCGGAGAGUUUCAUUAGGACUACUUAAAUCUUCACUUUUGGGUCCUCUAAAAUAAUUUAGUACUCCUUUAUUUGGUUGUAUUGGUUUCUGUUUUCUCUCUAUGGUAUAAUUUGAAGUGCAUCAUUUUUUAGUUCUGCCCAAUUCAUGUCCAGAAAGUUUUGACGUCCCAUCUCUACACCAAGAGAUGGAAACUUUGCGCAUUUUUUGUGGGUCAAGUCUAUAUAUUUUUUGACCAUUUUUUCCCACACACUUGAACAAUUAAAUCAUAUCAUUAAUUUUGGCAUUCCGGAAUGAAAAGAGGUGUGUCUCGGAUUGUUUUGAGGUCCCAGAAACCCCUCCUUCAUUCUUUCUACGGUACAUGGAAAUAUGGUUGUUCCACCUUUAAACCUAAAAGAAAUAAAACGGACAUUGGCAUAAACUUAGGCCCUUUUUCAUAACUCCUUAGUCUUUCUCUCCCUCUAAUUUCAUGUUUAUUUGGAAAGAAAGGGGACGGAAGAAGGCAGUAAAGACUUUGGAAUUGAGUUGCUUUAGAGUUGAAAUUUGGCAGACUAAAGUUACAUUUUUUGCUGCUCGAAUAUCAAUAGUUCAUAUAGACAUAAAUGAAGUAUUUCUGUAACUUACAUAAACUUAUCCUUGAAUUUUUUUUACCUUUGUAAGGUUUUAUACUGAUCUUAGGUGCUAUAUUUUUUUCCUAAUUAGAGGCGAAAUUCUCAUUGAUGAAUUUGUAUGAAGCUCAUCAAAUAUUUCGCAUCUAUUUUAAGGAUAUUGAGACCAAAUAGACCUAAGAUUCGGGAGGAAGUUCUCCCUGAAGAAAAAACGAGAUCAUGGUUAACGCUCGCUUUGGUUGGUAACUUGGAACCAUGUGCCCAGCUCCUCUUACAGUGAUGAGGAAUACCAGGGACGCCAUGUUGUCUCCACUGGAAGUUUCAAGGCAUUCACUGAAUACCUAGAUGAUGUUAUGGGAACGCGCCCAUCUGUAUCACCACUGCAUCAUACAA